AUGGCCGAUAAAAUAGCACAGGAUCCUGGGAAAAGUGCGUUUGAAAUUUUAAGGCGUGAUAAAGUGGUCACCAAGACCAUACGGAAGGACCUGCAUGACGGGAGACUCAUCGAACUUACCAAUGACAUGAUUGAGGAGUUGAAGAGUCCGGGGUUUAGUGACAACCCGGAAUGGCUUAGGGGAGCAUUUGGUAAAGUGUAUAUAUCAAAAGAAGAGGUGCCUGGAUUUAAUGUACGAGUUUUACUAAAAGAAAUUAAUUUGAAGCAGAUGCAACAAUAUUAUGAUACGGAAUGCAUACUCGAAACAAUCACGAACGAAAAAAAUGCGGCGCGAUUAAAGCAUUUCGGUAUUGUUCCACUGCUGGGUUAUCACGAUGACCAUUACAAUCAAAAGUACUACUUUUUAUCACCAUAUUUUGAAAAUGGAGACUUAUUUGAAGCCAUAUCAAAAGACAGAAUGCUUAAUAAAACUACGCAAAUCCUCCUGAGCUGGGAUAUCAGAUUGAAAAUAAUGUACCAGGUCUCCUGUGCUAUAGAUUUCAUGCAUACUGGCAACAUAUUCCGGGGAACAAUAUUGCACCUGGACAUAAAAUCCAAAAGCAUUGUUUUGGAUACACAUUUCAAUGCUCGGUUGAUCGAUUUUGAUUUCGCUCGAGAAUUGAGAGAAGGCGAAGAUUGUUUAGAGGUUGAAUCUUUUCCUGCGUAUCAGUUAACGUUUACGAAACAAAUAGACUAUCGGAGCUUUGGAUCGGGCAAGUAUUUUGUCUUCAAGCCGCUAUGCAAUAAAUAUAUAAAGUAAAAUAUAUCGUAUAAUACGGGCUUUGAAUAUUGACCAUUACAAUACAACUCAUGCAAGUAAAAUGAUUUGUUAGAAUUGCAAACAUUUUGCGAAUAACGUUAAUUGUUACCUUAAUUAACUAGGUUGUUAACGUAAUAGAACAUCCUAGAUAUUGGGUUUGGGAAUAGCAGGUGAGCUGGUCGUUAAACAGGUUGUUUUAUGAAAAUUAAAUUCUACCAAAAAUAGAAAGACGGCUCCUCUUAAUAAUUCCUUUU
This is a messenger RNA of Dreissena polymorpha, 1052 nucleotides long. RefSeq lists its product as uncharacterized. The coding region runs from base 1 to 798 and encodes 265 amino acids. Gene Ontology annotation, cellular component: plasma membrane. The transcript is spliced from 6 exons. Gene Ontology annotation, molecular function: ATP binding; protein kinase activity. The record is from RefSeq and is a predicted model, not a curated record. NCBI's taxonomy places the organism in Eukaryota, Metazoa, Mollusca, Bivalvia, Myida, Dreissenidae. Gene Ontology annotation, biological process: protein phosphorylation.